AUGGACAUGGACAGUGAUAAUGAGUUGCUUUCCCAGCUCGCCGCAGGUGAAACCAUCCCCAGAGCCGCCUGGCCAGAAGUACGGAGCGAGAUACUGUCGCGACUAGACAAGAUUGCGCACCAAGACUUCCCAAUACCGAAACUUCCUCCACCCCCAAAGAUACCCAGCCCAAUUACCGAUUCUGAGGGCCGCAUCGUGUCGCCUCCGCUGCCUUCGCAAGAUGCCGACAAAGAGAACGACCCAGGGCUCCCGCGGGCUCCCGCCGUCCAAGAACUCGAACCCGGGCAGCUGCCGAAGCAGAUCACCGACAUGCUCCAAGUCAUCUCCAACCACCUGCAGAAGUUCGAAGCGAGCCCUCCCCACACCAUCCAGCGAAUCGCCGAGCUCAUCUUGAGACCCCGAGCCCACUACAAGGCGCUCGCGCCCUACCUCCACGCCGUCGACAGAGUCGUCCUCGUCACCUCCAACAUCGACGUGUACCCGCUUCCCCCAGUGGCGCCCGACAUCAACGGCCAGACCAGCGACGGGGACGCGAGCGACCCUGCCGCGCAAGUCGCCUGGAGCAACUCGACCUCGGCCGCCCUGGGGACGGACGAAGCCCUCGGAGGGGCUCUGCUGACGCCCAUUCCGUGGCUCACCAAGGGUGGCUCGGACGGUGGUGGCAGCGGCGGCGUCGACACCCCCGGGGCGCAGAUUCAUUGUGAGAGCACUGAGACCAUUGACGGCCCCAAUGGAGUUGGAAGCAUAGAGACAGUCUCGGUAAGCUUCAAUGGCAUCCCCUCGAUAGGCCGGGCCAGGGGUGUUACUCAAGGGGAACUCCUCCGCCAAGAGCAGCGCGCGGGAGUUGUCCCUGUCAGUCAACUCCCCCGGCAGCAGGGGCAGCCGGGCAACGUGGAGCGCAGUAGUACUGACGAGUCGGGGGAGCCCGAACAGGACCAUGAGGAUGAGGAGCUCGAGGACGAGGAGGGGCACCCCCACGCCCGCGGGCCCGAGGAGAUUGGCGUCGACGACCUGGGGCCUCAGAGCUCCAGCUCUGCCUACGUCGGCAGCGCCGGGCUGGAGACCCAGGACAUCGACGUCGAGGCCGCGGUGGGGAGGAAGCACGAGGACCACCAGGACGCCGCGCCCAGGAGCCCCAGCGCCGACAGCACGAGCUCUAAGCGUGAGGCGGAGUCGGGGCUGGAAGGCGAGCCUGCGAAGAAGCACGCCAAGAAUGAUGCCAAGGACGACGACAUUGAGCUGCCGAAUGCUGAGGCUGAGGGGGGGCCAGCCGCCGGCGAGAACGGCGCGAGUAAUGCGGAUUCGAUGGAGACGGACAGUUAG
Molecule: messenger RNA, 1323 nt
Organism: Clonostachys solani
Lineage: Eukaryota; Fungi; Ascomycota; Sordariomycetes; Hypocreales; Bionectriaceae
Source: the annotation of a GenBank genome assembly